AAGGAGGAAAAUUAUUUUCCUAUGUUUUUAUUUUUCUUUCCUUUUUUCAAGUUUUCCAAACAAGGUGCAAGGAAAGAUAGAGUUUAUUAACCAUCACCGAGGCCACGACUGCGAACCGCCGGCGGCCCGCGAGAGCAGAUGGGAAGUCUCAUCAAGUGCUACAAGCCCCUCACCUCUUUCCGCUUCUCUCCGCCACCGCACUCUCUGCUACGUUCAAUUCAAUUUCGAACUCACUCUUCUCGCACCUUCUCCUUCUCCUUCUCCAGGAAGAGAACCUUAUGUUGUCUUUUCAGCUCUCUAAGCUCAUCUUGGCCCUUAAUCAACGACAAAGUUAAUGCUGGUGAUGGAGCAAUCACCUCAUCACUAUCAUCGGCGGAGCUGUGGCUUUACAAUACAAUGAGCAGAAAGAAGGAGCUUUUUAAGCCCAAAGUGGAGGGAAAAGUCGGAAUGUACGUUUGUGGUGUUACUGCUUACGAUCUUAGCCAUAUUGGCCACGCUCGCGUCUACGUCACUUUUGAUGUUCUCUACAGAUAUCUCAGGCAUUUGGGAUUUGAAGUGUGCUAUGUUCGAAAUUUCACUGAUGUUGAUGAUAAGAUAAUUGCCCGAGCCAAUGAAUUGGGAGAGGAUCCAAUCAGUUUGAGCAGGCGUUACUGUGAAGAAUUCCACCAUGAUAUGGUGUAUCUUCACUGCCUGCCCCCUUCUGUUGAGCCACGCGUGUCAGAUCACAUGCCCCAAAUAAUUGACAUGAUCAAGCAGUUGGAGUGCUACAAUAUUAUGCCUCUCUCUCUCACAUCUUUCCAGAUUCUUGAUAGUGGGUGUGCCUACAGAAUGGAUGGGGAUGUUUACUUCUCAGUAGAAAAAUUUCCCGAUUAUGGACAAUUAUCUGGGCGAAAAUUAGAAGAUAAUAGAGCAGGUGAGAGAGUGGCUGUUGAUGCGAGGAAGAAAAAUCCUGCUGAUUUUGCAUUGUGGAAGUCUGCAAAGGAAGGUGAGCCGUUUUGGGAGAGUCCAUGGGGGCCUGGAAGACCUGGAUGGCAUAUUGAGUGCAGUGCCAUGAGUGCUGCUUAUCUUGGCCACUCUUUUGACAUCCAUGGUGGGGGAAUGGACCUUGUGUUUCCCCACCAUGAAAAUGAGAUUGCUCAGAGUUGUGCUGCAUGCAGAGAUAGUAGUAUAAGCUACUGGGUGCAUAAUGGCUUUGUCACUGUUGACUCUGAGAAAAUGUCCAAAUCACUCGGAAACUUUUUUACAAUUAGGCAGGUUAUAGAUCUUUAUCAUCCACUGGCUUUGAGACUUUUCUUGUUGGGAACCCACUAUCGAUCUCCAAUCAACUACUCUGAUAUACAGCUUGAGAGUGCUUCAGAACGCAUUUUCUACAUAUAUCAGACAUUACAUGAUUGUGAAACUGUAAUCAGCCAGCAUGACAUGGCUUUUGAGAAGGAUUCUAUCCCCCCUGAUAUUUUGGAUGGCAUUAAUAGGUUCCAUAAUGUGUUCGUUACCUCAAUGUCAGAUGAUCUUCACACCCCUGUUUUGUUGGCUGCAUUUUCUGAUCCAUUAAAAAUCAUCAAUGAUAUGAUACAUACCAGAAAGGGGAAGAAACAGGCAAAGAGAAUAGAAUCACUUGUUGCUUUAGAAAAGAUAGUGAAGAAUGCUUUGUCUGUCUUGGGGUUGAUGCCCACAAGAUACUCAGAGGUUCUGCAGCAAUUAAGGGAAAAGGCACUGAAGCGUGCAAAGUUAACAGAAGACCAAGUAUUGCAAAAAAUUGAAGGAAGGGCUGUAGCGAGGAAGAAUAGAGACUAUGAAAAAUCAGAUGCCAUUAGGAAGGAUUUAGCGACUUUGGGAAUUGCACUUAUGGAUAGUCCAGAUGGCACAAGUUGGAGACCAGCUGUUCCUCUUGCACUGCAACAGCAGCAAGUUGCUGCAUCUUGAAUGGUUUGCUGGGCCUCACAGUUAUUACUUUAUGGUUGUGAUGAGAGUGUAUUUUUCUUUGUAUUGAUCUUUUGCCUUUGUAUUUAACUUAGGAAAUUAUAUUUUUGGAAUUUUGGAAUUAGGGAUAAUGCCUACAAACAGGAUUAUACUGAGAUGGUGAUAAGAUAAACCGAAAAUUUCAUUUACCAUGGGUAGAUUCUUUGACAAUAAUGUAAUUAUACACACUUUAAAUGUUCCAUAUAAUGCUAAGCAUUUGAAGUUGACUGGCAAAA
Molecule: messenger RNA, 2195 nt
Organism: Manihot esculenta (cassava)
Lineage: Eukaryota; Viridiplantae; Streptophyta; Magnoliopsida; Malpighiales; Euphorbiaceae
Product: cysteine--tRNA ligase, chloroplastic/mitochondrial
Exons: 9
Coding region: 139-1923 (594 amino acids)
Biological process (GO): cysteinyl-tRNA aminoacylation
Cellular component (GO): cytoplasm
Molecular function (GO): ATP binding; cysteine-tRNA ligase activity
Source: RefSeq, a predicted model, not a curated record